Messenger RNA from Cottoperca gobio, 6410 nucleotides. RefSeq names its product WNK lysine deficient protein kinase 4a (gene wnk4a). The record is from RefSeq and is a predicted model, not a curated record. NCBI's taxonomy places the organism in Eukaryota, Metazoa, Chordata, Actinopteri, Perciformes, Bovichtidae. Gene Ontology annotation, molecular function: protein serine/threonine kinase activity; ATP binding. Gene Ontology annotation, biological process: protein phosphorylation.
CGGAGCGCACAGGACGCACAGCCCUCCGGAGCUCUGUUGAUAUAGGCAGCGCCGUCCUUUCACCCGAGGUUAUGGCUGAGAACUGUGUGAAGAGAAGAGAACAGGACAACUCGGAUUACUUUAUAGAAACUAUGCGUUAAUACGUGUUUGUGUGUGCAAUGCCUAUGUGUGAAUUGUUUUUACACAGCGGCAGUGAUGAGCUCUAAAUCAAGAAGGCGUUGAACCUGCAACAAUGUCACAUGCACAGGUUGAGAUACCAGGACGCGGUUUCCCAGGCCUCUCUGUGGAUAUGACCGACGACUGCUUAUCCCUGGUCCCAUCUGUGCUGAGGACGCACGCUUUGGGUGCACGGAGAAACUCUUAUGGGCUGCAAAAAAUUAGCAUGGACAUUGAUUCUCCUCUGUACAGCGGCGUCCUUUCCAAAGCCUUGUCCUGGUCAGCUGAGAAUAUUCCAACACUGUCCGAGUCCAGAGCAGAGGAUGAAAAAACCGACGAUUUCCCGCUGUCCCCUUCUCCCGUUUCCAGCUCGGGAACGAGCUCCAACACGCCCCCCAGCAGCCAGGAGCCCGACACUAGGUCUCUCACUGGGAACUGGGAUCCGGCCCCGAGAUCCAGCGCUCAGGACGCUGGCAGCUCGGAGUCUGAAAAUGAAGUUCAGAACAAACAGCAAAAGAUCUCGUCUCGCAUCACGUUUGAUGCUCAGUUGGCGCAGGAAGAGAAAGAGGACGUGGAGACCAAAGCGGUGGCGACGUCGCCCGAUGGAAGAUAUCUCAAAUUCAACAUAGAGAUUGGAAGGGGGUCUUUCAAGACGGUCUAUAAAGGACUGGACACGGAGACAACAGUGGAGGUAGCAUGGUGUGAGCUACAGACCCGUAAGCUGACCAAGGCAGAGCGACAGCGUUUCAGUGAGGAGGUGGACAUGCUGAAGGGCCUGCAGCACCCGAACAUCGUCCGCUUCCACGACUCCUGGAAGUCGACGGUCAAGGGCCACAAGUGCAUCAUCCUGGUGACUGAACUCAUGACCUCAGGCACGCUCAAGACGUACUUGAAGAGGUUCAAGGAGAUGAAGCUGAAGCUGCUGCAGCGCUGGAGUCGUCAGAUCCUCAAAGGGCUUCACUUCCUGCACACGCGCACUCCUCCCAUCAUCCACCGGGACCUCAAGUGUGACAACAUCUUCAUCACCGGCCCCAUCGGCUCCGUCAAGAUAGGAGAUCUGGGGCUGGCCACUCUUAAAAGUGCCUCUUUUGCUAAAAGUGUCAUUGGAACACCAGAGUUCAUGGCCCCAGAGAUGUACGAGGAGAAGUACGACGAGGCGGUGGACGUCUACGCCUUUGGAAUGUGCAUCCUGGAGAUGGCCACCUCUGAGUACCCGUACUCCGAGUGCCAAAACGCUGCCCAGAUCUACCGCAAAGUCACCAGUGGAAUGAAACCUGACAGUUUCUACAAAGUCAAAGUCCCCGAGCUCAAGGAGAUCAUUGAGGGCUGCAUUCGUAUGAACAACGAUGAAAGGUGUACACCAUUCAAGGACCUCCUGGAACACCCCUUCUUUCAGGAGAACAAUGGCGUGCACGUGGAGCUGGCAGAGGAGGACGACAUGGUGAAGUCGGGCCUGAAACUGUGGCUGCGCAUGGAUGACACCAAGAAGCUCCACGGGAAGUACAAGGACAACAACGCCAUCGAGUUCCUCUUUGAGCUCUACAAAGACGUGCCUGAAGAGGUGUCUCAGGAGAUGGUUGUACUUGGCUUCGUGUGUGAGGCAGACUUCAAGCUCGUGGCCAAGGCCAUAAGGGACAGAGUGGCGACCAUUAAGCGGCAGAGAGAGAAGCUGAGGCGGCUGGCGGAAGAGCGUAAGAAGAAGCAGGAGCGAAAAGCCUUAGAGGAAGAAGCAGAGACUCACUCUGCUUUACUUAAAGUCAGCAACGUUGUUGCAAGAGAGUCCCCCAUCCCAGCCCUGACACCUCCAGCCACCAUCCUGUCCCCUGUCACCAGCUCUGUGGACUCUGGAGUCAGCUCCAACUAUCCUGCAGAGCCAGAGGAGCCCGAGGCAGACCAGCACUUCCACAUUCGCCACAACAGCCUGUCGUCUGCUAACUCUGACUGCGAGACGGACGGCUAUCUGAGCUCCUCUGGGCUUCAGGAUCCGCUGGAGGCCGGCAGCUUCAACGCGCCUGUGACCCCUCCCACCACGCACACUGACUCCCUGACUGCAAACGGUCUCCCCAUCCCAGCCCUCCGCUUCCCCUCGAGUAUUGCAGUAUCCAGCAACACAGGCAACUCAGGGUCCCCGAGUGGCUUCAACUCUCCUGUAGAAAGUUACGCCUCCGAUGUGACUUCAGGCUUGAGUGACGGCUACGAAGGCCUAACAGAGAAGAGCGAGAAAACAGAAGCGAGACGAACAGCUGGGAAGCUUUUCAGGAGGAGGGCGCGCUCCAGGCUGCGCAUCACAGGGCUCUCUGAUAAAGUGGACCGGGUGGUGGAGUGUCAGCUGCAGACGCACAAUGACAAGAUGGUGACCUUCAAGUUCGACCUGGAUGGAGAUAAUCCAGAAGACAUUGCUGCUGUCAUGGUUCACAAUGAGUUCAUCCUGCCGUCAGAGGAGGAGGGCUUCAUCCACCGCAUGGGCGACAUCAUCAAACGUGCCGAGGCCCUGAUGGCCAAAGAGCAGCCGGUCCACUCCGGCGGGCACCGACUUCCCCUGCCUGCUUUCCACAACGGGGUGAACCCAUUGUCUUCCUCACAGCCUAAUCUGCACAGUCACACCCUGCCUCGAACACACUCCUCCUCUUCGCUGCCUGACUUCAGUGUGGCUAACCCGAGUAUAGGGGUACGUGACUCUCUCCCGUGCCCCAAUGGAGACUUCUUCAGUGCAGACAUUACUUCACCUGGGCGACCUCUAUUACGCUCACAGUCUUUCCACAACGCCCCAGGGUCACCCCUCCAUUAUCAGCAACAUCACCACCACCCUGCGUCUCUCCUGCCGCACCACCAGCACUACCACUUGCCCUAUAUGGGCCACAGUAACUUCCCAUUCCCAUACCCAGGCUCUCCAGGUUCCUCAAAGCCAGGCAUCCAUCCUCCCCUAACACGUGUAUCCAGUAACCCCACCUUCUCCUCUGUUCCCCCCGCAGCCCCCAGUUCCCCGAGUCCUCUGAGUGAGACUUCAAGCCCUGGCAGCAAUGAUAGUGUCAACAUGUCUCCCCCUGCCCCUCAGCAUCCCAACAUGUGGCCCGCCCACACGCAGCCUCUAUUUUCCUUAGCUAAUGUCAUCUCCAUGGCCAUGAGCAUGGCCCAGUCUUUCAUCCCUCCAGUCAACAUGCCCACCCAGGGGAUGCCCUCCUUUCCAGGCUUCCACCCCCAGCUACCUUCUCACAUGGCCCCACAGUCAGGUUACCCUUCCAUCUACCCACAACAUUACCAAACCUCACCAGUAGAGGUCUCUUACCCCUCAGUGGGCAUCCCAGCACAGAACAUUAUCUACCACAGUCCUGAGAACACGCUUCUAAAGGAUGGUUUUCCUCAGAGCAGUUAUCCAGGCUGGCUGCAUCCUAUCUCUCCACCUUCUUUGCCUUCCACUCCUCCACUGGUUCCUCAGGAGCUUCUGCAGCAGGUUGAACUCUCCAGUCCCCCCAGCCUGACCCAGGAGGACAGUCUCCACAGUUACAUGGCCUCAUACUCAGCACUGGUUCCAGUCCAGGCUGAACCCAUAUCAGAAGUCUCCAGUUCAAGCUCAGAUCUUUCUCCGUCACCCCCAGAGAGCCCAGAAAGCACUUUAUCAUCUUUCAGCACUCCAUUGCACCCCACUAUACCUGAGAUGAAAACCAGUAGCCCAAAACCAAAAGCCUCUUCCACUGAAUCUGAAGUCCAGUGUGCACCAGUCACUGUCGGCCGAUUCCAGGUGUCGCCCAGCAUGCACAUCCCUGCGCCCGCUUUGCCAGUAUGUGCUGUACCUGCUGCACCACAGCAAGCAGACAGCGGCAGCACAGAGAGCAGCACCGAGGAGCAGGGGGAGUCUGAGACGAGCCUGGGCACCUCUCUCACCUUGUCCCCUCCUCACCAGCACCCCAACAGAGGGUCGACCACGGGGGUCCUGCAGGAGGUCGACGGGAAGGUGGGAUGGGCUGGGAGCGAGGAGCAGCAGCAGGACAGAGAAGAUGAGGAGGUUGAAGAGGAGGUUGUUGGGGAACGACAGAGGACGAGGAAGAGGUGUCGGAGGAGAGCGUACAGCCUGAGCCUGCUGGGAACGUCUGCGGACAGCGGGCUCUCAGUGACGGCUGCUGAGAUGGAGGGCCGUCUGUGGGAUGGAGCGGCAGGCAGCCCGCAGUACAGCAAUGCCCUUCACCAUUUAUGGACAAUGACUUACAACCGCAACACUCCCUACAUAAGCAGCGAUGACUCGGACAGUGACGACUCAGACAUGCUGGAGGAGCUGCAGGAACUCAGAGAGAAACAUCUGACCGAGGUGCAGGCCCUGCAGGCCGCCCAGAAGAGAGAGAUUGAGGAGCUAUAUGAGAAGAUGGGGAAGGUUCCUCCUCCGGGCAUCGUCUCUCCUGCUACUGUGCUGUCCAGCCGACAGCGCCGCCUGUCCAAGGGGAGCGGCUUCCCGUCGUCCCGCAGGAACAGCCUGCAGCGCUUGGACAUGUUGCCACCCCAAGGUAUCAUUAGGAGAAACUCCCUUGGAGGCAGCAGCAGCGGCUCCCAGGAUAAACCAAGCAAAGGCGUCACCUUUGCCACUGACAUUAGUAGAAUUUAAGAAACUCUCAGCCAAGCACGCUGUACAUGUGGACUACCUCAUCUGAAGUGUGACCGCAGUGGUCAAACCCGUCCUGUAGGUGGAUCGCGUUAACACUUUUCACUGGCACACUGAUCGGUAACCUGCUUCCCUCUGCCAGUGGUCAUUUACCUCAACGUAUCUAAUUAUAUAUAAACUGUCAUCAACAAAGCUGGAUUUACACAGGACUGGAACAUCCAGUUCUCAGCCCUCCGUCAGAUCUUGUGAAUUUGUUGCAGCUGAAGCACAAAGUAACUUCAUGUUAAACAUCAUUAUUGCUCUCUUGUAAAUACACGGUUCAGAAAGAAACUGACGCCACAGUACUCUGCAACACAGGAUGUUUUAAAUGUUUUUCUCUCCGCAAGCAUUUAGCAUUAAUGCAACAAGCGAUGACACAAAGGGCUGCAGUUUGACCCAGAAUGAAGAUUGUUCCUGUUUUCCUGCUCGUCUGAUUCACUGCCAUUAAUCAACCUAAGCACAGUAACGUUAACCAUAGCUGAGGCUCUGACACUUUUACUGUUGUCAAUUAGUUAAUGAUGUCUCAGCACCUCCUGGCUCCACAGUGAAUACUCUGAUUAAUGCUCCAGAUGCAUUGCCCAAUGUGUAUUUUGAAAACAUUUAGUUGUACAUCUUUUCGUUUCUUUAGUGAUAGGAUGACUUACGUUCUCUACACACAACAUGGAGACGUUUGAAUGCAGUCCUGACAUUUUUAGAUGUAGCGAAAAAGAUUUUUCACAUUGUACAAUAAGGAGAUAUCGUUUCUAUCAACGCAUACAUAUGAAGAUGUUGAUGCUUCAGAAAGAAAAAGUUUUACAACAGUUAAAAAUGUUGACAUGUCUAAAUUGGAAAAGGUUUUGGUUAAAUGUGUCGAAGACUUUAGCAAAGACGACAUUACACAUUGAUUUUCAAAUACUAUAGCUGGUUUUAAAUUUAAACAAUUAUUUCUUUGCAUUGUUAAGUUGUGAAAAAUCCACCUUAGGUUUUAGACUACUGGCUUACCCGUUGAUUGUACAUGUGUAUAUAGUAGAAUGCAUUUCUAGAUCAUGUUUACAAGUUACGAGUAAACUAAACAUGGCAACCUUAAUUCUUGCUCAAGCAAAAAUCAUAUUUGUCGCUUGUUCCAUAGAUCAAGCACCUUGUGCACUUUAGUAACUUUUGUUCUCAAUCAUUUUUACCAGUUGUGGAUUAAACUGUGUUCACUCGAGGAAGAGCUGAUAUCUUUCAUGUUUGUUUUUCCACAAGGGAGGUAGAGAAUAUGCUAGUUUAUGUUUGAUCACAGUAACGACGAUCUACCCUCCCAGUUUUAAAUAAUUAGUGCAUUGUGGGAUAUAGAGAAAUCAGUCCAAGCUGUGAAUGUGAAGCUGUUGCCUUAUAAAAUAUUCACAACACACACUGAAUCUUCUGGCAGUGGAAUCCCUGUAAGAUUUUCCAAAGUUCAUAAUAUAUUCGAAGAAGUUUUGUUUUCAAAUUUUUUAAUGUAACUAUAUAGUUGUAUCGCUUUCUGAAGCUGCUGCUGUCCUGCCAUGCUGAAUCUGUGCCUUUCCCUUACAAUGUCUUAUUUUAUAUUUUUACUCUCGAGGUUUGGUGGCUAGAUCAGACUCCAUGUACCAAAUUUUGACAAAAAUAAAUGCAAUUGUAAAUA